AUGGCUGCCGAAAACAACGAAAGGCAGGCUAAAAGGCACAGAGCAUUUACAGAAGGCGAGGGAAACUCUGUAUCAAGUGUUGAACACAAUAAUGAGCUCAACCGAGUACCUAACAGGGAGCAACAAAACACCGAACAACAUCGAGAACCAGUACGCCGGGCAGAAUCGGAGACUUCAGGUGAUGUAAUCAAGAAUCAUAUCUUAGAAACCUUCAAGAAAUACAGGCUCGUGCCUUGUGCGGCUCCACGAAGACUAAUAAAUGAAUUCGUGGCGCGUUUUGGAAGAGUCAGUGAACCGUGCUCGUAUUGUGGAGCCCCAAGGGCAUCCGCCGUGAUUCCUGAAAUCGUGUUCAAUCAGCAUGAAAGAACUGCGACUCUGGUCGGCCGCAAGGUAGCAUGCAAAAUGUGUGAGCUAAUAGCCGAUCAAGGCAAACUAAAUCGUCACAUAGCACUAUCGUCAAUGUACCCAAAAGAAGGACCAGACAUUGUUGAACAACACUUUGCCCGUGUUAACAACAUUACGGAAAGGACACGAGCCGAACUGCUAAAUGUGCAUGCAUUGUCGAAUAGUCUGCAGGUGAUAUACGGGCAAGUCUUCUGGAGGAGCGUAUACCGACACACAUAA
Babesia sp. Xinjiang is the source of this 624-nucleotide messenger RNA. RefSeq lists its product as uncharacterized. Bases 1 to 624 code for a protein of 207 amino acids. NCBI's taxonomy places the organism in Eukaryota, Apicomplexa, Aconoidasida, Piroplasmida, Babesiidae. The transcript has 2 exons. The record is from RefSeq and is a predicted model, not a curated record.